AUGUCUGGUUUUAUUCCUCCCACCUUUGAUAGUAAGCCGGUUGACACGGGUGUUGACCUUAGUCUGAAUAAUCUUCCCUAUGACGGUGUUACUUCUCAAGUCAGACAAGAGAUUAGAAACUUGGCCAGAACCAUGACUCGUACUUCAUUUUCGAAUGUUGCUGCUAUUGAUUUUAAUAAAAAUGAUGAAGCAUUUAAUGAAAGUGAAUUGGAUUUAUCAUUACUGAGAAAAUUAACUCAUUUAUCUGAUAUCCCAGGUCAAAUCCCCAUGGUUGAUGAUGAACAUGAAAAUUUCAUUAAUCCAAAAUUAAACCCUCAUAAUGAUGAAUUCGAUUAUAAAUUCUGGAUCAAAAAUAUGCAAAAGUUGAUUCUUAGUGAUAUUGAUUAUUAUAAACCUACAACAUUGGGUUUAGUUUAUAAAGAUCUUAGAUGUUAUGGACAUUCUUCAAAAUUUGAUUAUCAAAGCAAUGUUUUGAAUGUUCCCUAUAAAUUUUUAAACAAGCUUGUCAGAAGAUUAACCCCUUCAUCCUUGGAACAUGAUUCAUUUGAUAUUUUAAAACCAAUGGAAGGCUUAUGCAAACCUGGAACUUUAACAGUGGUAUUGGGUAGACCAUCUGCAGGUUGUACCACUUUAUUAAAAACCUUAGCUUGUCAUACCUAUGGUUUCCAUGUUGGUAAAGAAUCAGUCAUAAGAUAUAAUUCUUUAACUCCAGAUCAAAUUCAAAAGCAUUAUAGAGGAGAUGUGGUCUAUUGUGCCGAAACUGAAAAUCAUUUCCCUCAUUUAACAGUAUUUAAAACAUUAGAAUUAGCAGCUUUGUUAAGAACUCCACAAAAUAUUCCUUUGGGUGUAUCAAGAGAAUUAUAUGCCAAACAUUUAACUGAGGUAUAUAUGGCUACCUUUGGUUUAAGUCAUACCAAGAAUACAAAAGUUGGUAAUGACUAUGUGAGGGGUGUAAGUGGUGGUGAAAGAAAAAGAGUUUCAAUUGCCGAAGUGGCUAUUAGUCAAGGUUUUGUUCAAUGUUGGGAUAAUUCAACUAGAGGUUUAGAUUCAGCCACAGCAUUAGAAUUCUUAAAGGCAUUAAGAACUUCAGCUGAUAUUACUGGUACAACUCCCUUGAUUGCAAUUUAUCAAUGUUCUCAAGAUUCUUAUGAAUUAUUCGAUAAUGUCAGUCUUUUAUAUGAAGGUUAUCAAAUUUAUUUUGGUAAUACUAGGACAGCCAAAGAAUAUUUUACCAGUAUGGGUUGGGAAUGUCCUCAAAGACAAACCACGGCUGAUUUCUUAACUUCCUUAACUAAUCCAUCUGAAAGAACAGUUAGUCCUGGAUUCGAAGAUAAAGUACCUAGGACUGCAAAAGAGUUUUAUGAUCGUUGGUUAGCUUCUCCACAAAGAGCUCAAUUAUUAUUAGACAUAGAUGCUUAUUUAGAACAACAUUCUGGAUCACAUUAUAGUGAUAAAUUUAAAGAAUCUCAUGUUGCAAGACAAAGUAAACAUACCAAUCCAAAGUCUUCUUAUACUGUAUCAUUCUUAAUGCAAGUGAGAUACAUCAUUUAUAGAGAUUAUUUAAGAAAUAUUUCGGCUCCAACAGUUGUGGUAUUUCAUAUCAUUGCCAAUUUCUCCAUGAGUUUACUUAUAUCCUCCAUUUUUUAUAAUCUACCACAUACCACAGGUUCAUUCUAUUAUAGAACUGCUGCUAUGUUUUUCGCUAUUUUAUUCAAUGCCUUUUCAUGUAUUAUUGAAGUUUUCAAUCUUUAUGAAGCAAGACCAAUCGUUGAGAAACAUAAGACCUACGCAUUAUAUCAUCCCGCUGCUGAUGCUCUUGCUUCAAUAAUUAUGGAGUUACCAUCUAAAAUUAUAAUUGCUAUUGGAUUUAAUCUUGUUUAUUACUUCAUGGUCCAUUUUAGAAGAGAACCAGGACGAUUCUUUUUCUAUUUAUUAAUCAAUUUUGUUUCAACAUUAGCCAUGUCUCACAUUUUCAGAACUAUUGGUGCUGCUACCAAAACGCUAUCUGAAGCUAUGACUCCAGCUGCCCUUAUGUUAUUAGGAUUCAUGACUUUUACGGGUUUUGUAAUUCCAACUCCAAAAAUGUUAGGAUGGUGUAGAUGGAUUAAUUAUAUUGAUCCAAUUGCAUAUACCUUUGAAGCAUUGAUGGCUAAUGAAUUCCAUGAUACUCAAUUUGAAUGUUCCCAAUUUGUUCCAUCUGGUGCAGGAUAUCCCCAGACUCCAGAUAAUAGGAUCUGUUCUGUGGUUGGAUCUCAAUUAGGUCAAGAAUAUGUGAAUGGUGAUGAUUUCAUUGGCAUUUCGUUCGAGUAUUAUAAUUCCCAUAAAUGGAGAAACUUUGGUAUAAUCAUUGCAUUCACCGUAUUCUUUUUAUUUACUUAUAUUAUUUUAUGUGAGUUUAAUAAAGGAGCCAUGCAAAAGGGUGAAAUCUUGGUGUUCCAAGAAAGAGCAUUAAGACAAAAGAGAAAAGCAAUGCAUGAUACUGAAUCUGGUUCUGUGGAAGAAGCUGAAAAGGAAGUUCCGUCAUUAUCAGUUUCUCCACAAGAUAGUACAUUUAGUAAAUUUAAACAAAAUCGUGAUACUUUCCAUUGGAGAAACUUAACUUAUCAAGUCAAGAUCAAAUCUGAAGAUAGAGUGCUUCUUAAUAGGAUUGAUGGUUGGGUUAAACCUGGUCAAUUGACUGCUUUGAUGGGUUGUAGUGGUGCUGGUAAAACUACUUUAUUAAAUGCUCUUUCAGAGAGAUUAACAGCUGGUGUUAUAACUGAUGGUAUUAAAAUGGUAAAUGGUCGUCCAUUAGACACUUCCUUCCAAAGAUCUAUUGGGUAUGUCCAACAACAAGAUUUACAUCUUGAUAUCUCAACUGUUCGUGAAGCAUUAAGAUUCUCAGCUUAUUUGAGACAACCCAAAUCUGUUUCAACACAAGAAAAGAGAGAUUAUGUUGAAUCUAUUAUUGAUUUGUUAGAUAUGCAAUUAUAUGCCGAUGCAGUUGUUGGUGUUGCUGGUGAAGGGUUAAAUGUGGAACAAAGAAAGAGAUUAACGAUUGGGGUUGAAUUGGUUGCCAAACCAGAUUUAUUAUUAUUCUUAGAUGAACCAACUUCUGGUUUAGAUUCUCAAACUGCUUGGUCAAUUUGUAAAUUGAUAAGAAAACUUGCUGAUCAUGGUCAAGCUAUUUUAUGUACUAUUCAUCAACCUUCAGCACUUUUAUUGCAAGAAUUUGAUAGAUUGUUAUUUUUGCAACAAGGUGGUGAAACUGUUUAUUUCGGUGAUCUUGGAGAGAAUUGUCAAACCUUAAUAGAAUAUUUUGAAAGAAACUCGCCUCAUAAGUGUCCUCGUGAAGCUAACCCAGCUGAAUGGAUGUUAGAAGUCAUUGGAGCUGCUCCAGGAUCUCAUGCUGAAAAGGAUUACUAUGAUGUCUGGAGAAAUUCUCUGGAGUAUCAAGAAGUUGUGAAUGAAUUAGAUAGAAUGGAAACUGAAUUAGUUAAACUCCCAGUUAAUACUGAUCCUGAAAAGUAUAAAUUAUUUGCCAGAUCUUUACCUUAUCAAUACUUAUUGGUCACAAAGAGAGUUUUGCAACAAUAUUGGAGAACUCCUUCAUUCACCUAUUCCAAGAUUUUGAAUGCAGUUUUGGCGUCGUUGUUUAAUGGAUUCAGUUUCUUUAAGGCAGAUAGAUCACUUCAAGGGUUGCAAAAUCAAAUGUUCCUGGUAUUUUUAUUCUUUUUAACAUUGAUGACCUGUGUUCUUCAAUAUUUACCCCAUUUUGUAGCACAGAGAAGUUUAUAUGAAGUUAGAGAACGUCCUUCAAGAACAUUUAGUUGGUUUGCCUUCAUAUGUGCUCAAAUAACAGGUGAGUUACCAUGGAAUAUUUUGGCAGGUACAUUGGCUUUCUUCAGUUGGUAUUAUCCAGUUGGUUUAUACAGUAAUGCAGUUCCAACAGAUACAGUUCACGAAAGAGGUGCAUUAAUGUGGCUCUCGUGUGUUCUAUUCUAUAUGUAUAUUGGAACCUUAGCCCAACUUGUCAUUUCGUUCAUUGAGAUUGAAAAUAAUGCUGGUAAUAUUUGUGUGGUUCUUUUUAAUAUGUGUUUGAAUUUCUGUGGUGUAUUAGUUCCUAAGAAUAAAUUACCAGGAUUUUGGAUCUUUAUGUAUAGAUUCAAUCCUGUUACUUAUCUUGUGGGAGCCUUUUUAGGUAUUGGUUUGGCUGAUUCGGAUGUUACUUGUUCAGCAGAUGAAAUUUUAAAGUUUGUACCCGCUGGGAACCUAACCUGUGGAGAAUUUAUGCAACCUUAUAUGGCAGUCGCGGGAGGUUAUUUGGUAGACGAAUCUUCAACUUCAGUAUGUGAAUUCUGUACUAUGAAGAGUACCAACGUAUUCCUUAAGACUAUGGAUAUUUAUUAUAGUGAGAGAGGUAGAAAUAUUGGAGUAUUCAUUGGUUUCAUUUGUUUUAAUAUUGUUAUGACUAUUUUCUUCUACUAUUUGGCUAGAGUACCAAAGAAGACAAAAAGGAUACAUCAUAGUUAA
Scheffersomyces coipomensis is the source of this 4512-nucleotide messenger RNA. RefSeq names its product Cdr4p (gene CDR4). The transcript has a single exon. Gene Ontology annotation, molecular function: ATP binding; ATP hydrolysis activity; ABC-type transporter activity. Gene Ontology annotation, cellular component: membrane. Bases 1 to 4512 code for a protein of 1503 amino acids. The record is from RefSeq and is a predicted model, not a curated record. Lineage: Eukaryota; Fungi; Ascomycota; Pichiomycetes; Serinales; Debaryomycetaceae. Gene Ontology annotation, biological process: xenobiotic detoxification by transmembrane export across the plasma membrane.